Arabidopsis thaliana (thale cress) is the source of this 1635-nucleotide messenger RNA. Its product is annotated as Dof-type zinc finger DNA-binding family protein. Gene Ontology annotation, cellular component: nucleus. NCBI's taxonomy places the organism in Eukaryota, Viridiplantae, Streptophyta, Magnoliopsida, Brassicales, Brassicaceae. Gene Ontology annotation, molecular function: DNA binding; DNA-binding transcription factor activity. Bases 369 to 1304 code for a protein of 311 amino acids. The record is from RefSeq and is marked reviewed. The transcript has a single exon. Gene Ontology annotation, biological process: regulation of DNA-templated transcription.
GUAAUAAUAGCUUCAGUAGCCAACAGCUCUUUGUCUGUACACUGCUGGUUUCAAAAGGAUUCUCUUUUAUACAAGCAAAAGAAACAAAGAAAAAAAAUCAAAAGAGCUUAAUCAAGAAAGAUAUGUUUGGCAAUUGUGACCAGAACAAGAAGAUGCCUAUCAUCAGCUCUCCCAACACCAAUCCACUGGUCUCUCUCUCUCUCUCUAAAUAAUAUGACUCAUUUAUCUUUUGUUUCUUAGCUUUUGGAUCCGAAUAAUAUCCUCUUGUCCUCUCUUUGUUCUCUUGCCUUUAGUUAAACCACACGAUCUAAAAAUCCCUUCUCUCUUUCUUUCUUUCUUUUUUUCUCUCCCUCUCUUCUCAGGCGAGUAUGCAAAGCAAGAACAUGAUCGUGGCUUCAUCUCAUCAGCAGCAACAACAACAGCAACCGCAGCAGCCACAACCGCAACUUAAAUGCCCUCGUUGCGAUUCUUCCAACACAAAGUUCUGCUACUACAACAACUACAGCCUCUCUCAACCACGGCACUUUUGCAAGGCUUGCAAGAGGUACUGGACGAGAGGUGGGACUCUCAGGAACGUUCCCGUAGGGGGUAGCUACCGGAAGAACAAACGUGUAAAGCGGCCAUCAACCGCAACCACAACCACUGCCUCCACCGUCUCGACGACUAAUUCUUCAUCCCCUAAUAACCCUCAUCAGAUCUCUCAUUUCUCUUCCAUGAAUCAUCAUCCUUUGUUCUAUGGUUUAUCAGAUCAUAUGAGCAGUUGUAAUAAUAAUCUUCCAAUGAUCCCAAGCCGUUUCAGUGAUUCUUCAAAGACUUGUUCAUCAAGUGGUUUAGAGAGUGAGUUUCUCUCAUCUGGUUUUAGCAGUCUUAGUGCUCUUGGAUUAGGGCUUCCGCAUCAGAUGAGUCAUGACCACACCAUUAAUGGUAGCUUCAUCAACAACUCCACAACAAACAAACCCUUUCUUCUAUCGGGUCUAUUCGGAUCCUCGAUGUCUUCUUCUUCUACUCUUCUCCAGCACCCACAUAAACCCAUGAACAAUGGUGGUGACAUGUUGGGACAAUCCCAUCUCCAAACCCUAGCAUCACUUCAAGAUUUGCAUGUUGGAGGUAACAAUGAAGAUAUGAAGUACAAAGAAGGAAAGCUUGAUCAGAUCUCUGGGAACAUCAAUGGGUUCAUGUCAUCAUCAUCAUCUUUGGAUCCUUCAAACUACAACAACAUGUGGAAUAAUGCAAGUGUUGUCAAUGGAGCAUGGCUUGAUCCAACAAAUAAUAACGUUGGAUCCUCCCUCACCUCUUUGAUAUAAACCAAAACUUUGGUUAUAUGAUCUAUAACUAGGUAGGGUUUAUCUUUCUUUUUUUCCUUUUUGUUAUGAGAUGAGAGAAGAAGCUUGGAUCAGAGAGAUCUAAUCAGGGGAAAUGUUGAUCUUGGCACUAUAAAGCUCCCUCGGAUCCUCUUCAUCUCACCAUCUCAAUCAUCUUCCUUCGCGUAGUUCAACAAAAAACAAAAAGGGUUCAAGAUUGGUUCAAGGUUUACUAUGGUCUCUUGUUAAGUUUACUCGAGGUAAAUGAUAUGUGUAUGUACAUAAUAUGGUCCUGACUUUGAUCUUUUUCCUUUUCUCUUUCCCAUCUGUGUAA